UUUUUUGUGUGAAUUUGAUUUCAAUUUUCACGUGGAAUAGAUUUGAUUUGAUCGUUUCAUCCUUCUCUUUUCAAUAGUCUUCUGGAAUAUAUGUUUGGUUUUUCUUUUUCAUUUUUUUUUCAGUCUUUGAAGUUAAUGUCAUGAAAUUUAUGCGGAAAUUGUUCUAAUGAUCGAUGCUGUAAGUGGGUAUAUUGAGAAAUUUGCUGUUACGUUUGAUGCAUAUCUCUUUCAUUGGUUAAUCUUCUUCUUCCCACAACCCCAGAUUCUUUUGGUUUUCCUUUUCCUGAACUGCUAGUUUUUGAACCGUAAAAUGGAUUUGGGGAAGAAGCAUUUUCCCAAAUAAACAAAAGGGGAUAGGUGAAAUUUAUUGAAAACAAGGGUAGGGUUGGCUGGGUUGGUGUGUUGUGGUCAUUCCUUGCGUCUCUCUGGGAGAAUUUGUUUCGUGCGAAACGGUACUACUCAUUUCGGGUAUGUUUGGUUCUUGGAAUGUUUGUGGGAAAAUGCUAGGGUAAGAAAAUAGAGAGGAAAAGAAGGGGGAAGAAAAAUUGAAGAAAAAUAAAAAAAUAAAUUUAAAGUUAAUUAAUUAUUUUUAUAUACUAUUUUAAAGUUAUUUAAGAUUAAAUAAUUUAAAAAUAUAUAAAUUUUUUUAUUAGUUUUAAUUAUAGUUGACUUUUUUUUUUGUAAUUUUUAUGGUAGAGUCAAACUUAAAAAAAUAAUUUUUCUUAGUAUUUUUUUUAUUUCUUUAGUACUUUAUGGAACCAAACAUAGCUUUCGAAGAUACAUGACUCUUAAUCUAUCAAGGUUUGUAAUGUGAGUAUGAAGUUGUUUGGUUUGGUCCAAAGAGAUGAGAGUAAUGCCUUCUCCAUUAGCAUUUUUCAUUAUGAGUUUCCAAGAGGGUGAAGGGGGAUUCCAUAUUUUGUUCCAUGUCAACCAUCCAGGGGGGGUGAAGGAAAUAAUUGCCCGAGGACAAUGAGGUACUAAUAGCUGUAGCGUGCUUCUUUCCGUGAAUAUGAAAGCAAGCUAAUCAAUUUUGUGUUUCCAAGAUAGGUGUCUUGGUAUGUUUUUGGAAGAGACUGCUUUUAUGAGGAUUGAUAAGAUUACUAUAUUUGGGUAUUGAGAUGAUUAUGGAGUACAAUCCACCCAGGUGAUAAAGUAGGUGAUUUUGCUACCAAGAUUUGUUUAUAGACAUACUUUCCAAGCUUGAAAACAAUGGGGUCUGUUUGGGAAUUGGGAAUGUUCUCAACCUGUUUUCUAUAUUUUCAAAUAUUUGUAAAAAGUAAUUUUUAUUUGUAGUGCUUUAUUUUCAAUCAUUCUCCUUAUUUGUAUGGAACCAUUUUUUCGAAACAAACUCUCAAAAAACUGUUUUCCCAAAUGUGUUUUCAAGUAUGGAAAAAACAGGUUUUAUGUUUUUUGUAUUUUUUUAAUUGAUGUGUUUGUACUUUUUGUUGUGGGAUGAGUGCUUUAAACCUGUUUUGAAAAUUUCACACCCUUAAUUGAGGCAUAUAGAGUAUAAAUUAUUUUAAAAAAUUUUUAAUUUAUUUUUCUCCUGUUCCAUCAUCCAUGCAAAGAGGAAGGAACAUGAUCAUAGAGAAAAAAAACAGAGAAAGGUAUGAAGAAUAAACUUGAACUGGAGCAAAGCCAACAAGGGAUUCAUGAUUAGUGGAUUAGUUAAACUAAGAAAGCAAAGGGCAUCAGUGGCAAGAAUCAAGGGCAUGCUGACCCGAGCCCCUACUUCUAGAGGGAAGAGCCCAGGAGAAGAAGGAAUUGGAGAUUAAACAUGGAUUCUUGAUUAAAGCACUCGAGAUUUUUUUAUUCCUGAUAGGCAGCAGAAAUUAUAUUAACACUUUAACAGUGUCUAGCAAAUGGGCACAUUGAAGUACACAAGGGCAUAUACAAAGGGCACCAUAGGGCUUAUGCAAAUAGCUGUAGUACACUCACGAUCUACAACCACUCUUACUUUCCCAAUUUCAUUGAAAGAACUCAACUGUCUCGAAGUCUUGGUUGAAAGAACUAAUGCCAACUUCUUACACCCUUCAUGAUGGUUAGCCUCCCCGUCUGAGCCCAAGCUGAGUGAACUCUAGUCCCUUGUCUUACUCACUUGAUAACCUUAGCUGCAAUCCCAACAGUUGUAGCUUGCUGCUCAUAUGUUGUGAGCAAGGUCUCCCUCAUAUUUGAGUUGUCGUUCUCCAUUUUGUAUCUGCAUGUACCUUUAUGUUUUUCCACAAUUCUAGUUAUUUACCUGCCCCUUUCAGAAAUUCACAGAAAAACAACUGCAUUUUGUUUUAUUUCUGAAAUAUAACUGGAAAUUUAUGUGCAAAAAUGCAAGUGUCUGGCUUUGGAUUCCUCUUUGUGCAAUAAAAAUAUCUGCUGACACUUAGAUAUAUAGCUGGAAAUUUCCUUUUUGGCUCACCUAUUGGCAAAAAUGAUCUCUAAUCUGUUCUGAGCCCUAAAUAAGUGAAUUAUCAAAUUUAUGCAGCUUCCCAAUAGCCUGGAGUUCCCAAUAGUCUUCAAGAGAAAGUGUAUUAUCAUUUUUAAGUAAUAUUUGAACCAGUCCAACGUCAUUUUUUUUUCACUUCCUUGAUUUGACAACUGCCAGGCAUUCAUUUAUUAAACAAAAAAAAAAGUUUGAAUAAUAUUUCUUGAAAAUGCAAAAGUUAAUGUUUUUUAGUAAAUGCUGCCUGUUUAACAUAAAUACCAUGAUAUUAGUAUUUUAACUUUCUUAAUUUUCAAUUUAUUUUAUAAAUAAUAAAACUCAUAAAUUAUUUUCUUUUCAUAUUUUGUGUUGCAUGCUCAUUUGCAUGCAUCUGGCAGCUACUUCCAUAAUAAACUCUCUCUCUUCUCAAACCUUCCUCUCAAUCUACUCUCUCUCUGCUCUCAGGUAUGCCAUUGUUAAAACUAUCUUCUGAAAAAAUAAUUAUUGUCAAUCCUUGAAAAGUUUGAGUUUCUUCAAAAAAAAAUUCUUAUAGCUUCGGGUUUUAAUUAGGGUUUCUGAAUUGGGACUAGGUCAUCAGUUGCUGUUUUCUUUUAGUGCUAGGUAUUUUUCUUAGGGUUUCUGAAAUUGGAUUUUGGGAUUUAAUUAGAAAUUGGUUUCUUACAACUCAGGGUUUUGAUUUAGAGGUGAACUGAGGAACUGCCAACUUAAUUAGGGAUUCAUUUAAAGACCCACUUGAAACUAGGGAACUGCUGUCAAGUGUGCAACAGCAAUUCUUAGGAUUGGAUUUGAUUUGAUUUUGGGCUAUAAUAUCCUGUGUACCAGUCACUUGUGUUCAUGACUUAUUCAGAUUUUGAUGCAUAUGGUCAAAUAUGCUAAAUGCCAUAUGGCCUUAAACUUUUUAGUUUAUACUUAGUGUAUAUGCAUUUGAUUGGUGGUUUUUCUGUUAUGUUCUGUGAAAAAUACACAAUUGCUUGUCCCUGUUAAUGAAUUCCAGCCAUUACUCUAUUAAGCCAACAAUGAAUGUUUUAUGAGCCUUCAUCCAGUUACUGGCCAAUUAUCAUAUUUGUAUAUAUUUAUUUUUGUUUUUUCUUGGAUAUCUGUUCAGAAUCUGGCAACCUAAUAGUAAGAGAUGGAGAUCUUACUCUUGAGUAGAAAAGAAUGGAACAAAAAACUUGAAAAUCUACAUGCACAGGCGCAAUAUGCACUAUUUCCUAUUCCUUUGUCUCAAAUCCGUUGUUGUCAUAUUCCAUAGGAACAUCAAGUAUAUGGCAUACACAUUUUGAUACAUCUUUGUUGUGUGUUCUACUUGACUUCUGCGGGGGCUGCUCCACUGGUUAUACUUUGGUCUGAAAGUUUCUGCUCUAUUUAGCCUUGUAGCAGUACUUUGACGACGUUGUUGUGAAAGAAUGGUCUAGAAGACAGUGUAUAUGUUCUCAUUUCUGCACAUGGCAAGUUUUACAAUGAAGAUACAUUGCUUCCAAAGGAAUUUCUCUUUUUCUUCAUCUGCUCUGGUCCCUGUACAGCUUCCAUCUCGAAUGGAAACCCACUUUUGGUACAUUUUACCUGAUGAAGUGAAGAGUGCAACCCUCUUGAAUCAAUAUUUGGACAUUUUAUCACCGUGUGAGAAAGAAAAUGUUCUUCGAAUGCAUGGAGACAAUCUUAAAAAGAGUGCACUGCUAGCCCGUGCAUUGGUUCGCACUACCAUUGCAAGAUAUCAGAUUAAUUCUCAAGUUAGUCCAACAUCCUUGAAGUUUAGGAAAAACAUCUACGGGAAGCCUGAGGUAGAUUGGCAAAAUCAUUAUGAUCGGAACCCACCACCAUUGCAUUUCAACAUCUCACACACUUCUUCUUUGAUAGCCUGUGGAGUGACUCUGGAUUCACCGAUUGGUAUUGAUGUGGAGGAAAAGCAGCGGACUACAAAGAACAAUAUAUUGUCGUUUGCUCGUCGGUACUUCUCCCCCCAUGAAGUGGAAUCCUUAUCUAUUAUUUCAGACCCUGAAAUUCAGCGGCUGGAAUUUUUAAAAUUAUGGACACUCAAGGAGGCAUACGUCAAAGCAUUGGGAAGGGGCUUCUCGGCUGCACCUUUCAAAAAUUUCACUAUCCGGUUUAGAGCUGCUACUAAAGGACACUUGCAUCUUUCUGGGAAUUCCAAUUCCAAGGCAUCCGAAAUAAUCGUCGAAUCAUCGGAUGACCCCAAGACCCUCACAAGCAAUUGGCAGUUUGCACUCCUGGAAUUAACUGGUUCUCAUUAUGCUGCCAUUUGCAAGGAGAAGGAUGAUGACACGGUUGAAGGAAAAGGGAGUGUGCCGAUGAAAUUGACGGUGCGGAAGACCAUUCCGUUUGUUGAAGAUCAAUGUAUUUCUGGAAAGGAUGCCCUUGUUCUAGUUGGCGGAUUGUAAUAUUAUUGAACAUCCUCCUUCCAAUCCCACCCCAGACCAAAAAAAAAAAAAAGCUUUUGGGGAAUAAUAAAAACAAUUAACAAUUUAAG
Molecule: messenger RNA, 4922 nt
Organism: Vitis vinifera (wine grape)
Lineage: Eukaryota; Viridiplantae; Streptophyta; Magnoliopsida; Vitales; Vitaceae
Exons: 9
Coding region: 3862-4833 (323 amino acids)
Cellular component (GO): cytosol
Molecular function (GO): magnesium ion binding; holo-[acyl-carrier-protein] synthase activity
Source: RefSeq, a predicted model, not a curated record